AUGUGUCGAUCUAAAUUAGAAUAUGCUGAAGCCAGUGCAGAGACUGGAGAUAUAUAUGCAUCAACAGCUCAAAUUCGAAUGUUGUUACUCACUCAAACUCGAGUUAUACAAAGAAUACAAGAUUACGUCAACAAAGAAAAGAUAAGACUAGAAACUAUUAAGGGGUUCUUGAAGAACACUCGUAAGGAACAUAGGAAGGCUUUGAUGGAUGUCAGUCAGUACUUGGACAACCCUAUCAACGCUUUCCGUCUGAUCAGAAGGUUGACGUCUGAUUUGGAAAAGUUAGAAGCCUAUAUGCCAGCCAGAGUCACUGUGUACAGGAAAAACCAAACACUGGACGUGUAUUAUCCAGACCCUGGAGAAAUGGCGGAGGCUGCAUAUGGGCUUGUACGACUGCAAAUGAUUUACAAGCUCCAAGCGUCUGAUCUGGCUAAUGGAAUAUUGAAAGGCACAUUCAGUAAAAGCGGCCGACAGUUCAUAGAACGCGUGCGCCCUUUGACGUCUUCCGAUUGCUUCUUCCUAGGCCAUGUAUCAUACAAAGACCUGGGAGUAUUCAUAGCUGAAUCACCACGAUUUGACACAAAGAGGAAGCUAAGAUGGAUGCUUGAAGCUCAUAAGAAGUUCAUACAGGAAAAUUGUACUUUCUGCCCUGUGGAAGAACUGGAGAUCAUAGACCAUAUUAGCACGAGAUAUGAAGAUCUAGGCGAUUUAAAGAACAGCAUACUAUGGAUUCAGAAACGUAUAGCGGCUAAGCCAGACGAUCCUAAAAGGAAACUGUUUGCUGAAAUCAUGAAAGGAAUGCAGAAGACCCUAAUAACAGCACGAUUCCCUGAAAAUAAACCUGAGGUCAAUGAAACGCUGGGAAACGGAAGGGGAGAUUCAAACAGCAAACCACCUAAGAGUUCUAUUUGCUACACCAAACCGGGAAUACCAAGCAAAUUAGACCACAGACUGUCGUGCUACUUCGCUCACGGCCCACACCCGUUCCUCCGACUAGCGCGAUUAAAAGCAGAGCAAAUGCAUAUAAAUCCAAACAUCACGUUAUACUACGAAGUUCUUAGCGAAUCUAGAAUGAGGAGCCUCAAGGAGGCUUCUGGUGUGCUCACCCGUGCGCGUGUGGCUGAUAAAACUAAACCCAACUACCGUAUCGCCAAGGAUAUGAACUACAAUAACAAUGUGGAAAAUGAAUGGAUUUCCAAACAGAUCAUACAAAUAACAAAUAUGAAUAUGCCCCUGGAUGCACCUGUAGAGGUCCUUAACUAUGGCAUCGGAGGACACUACGCCAGUCAUUAUGAUUUCUUUGGGGUUUGUACUUUUAUUUCUUAA
Molecule: messenger RNA, 1326 nt
Organism: Pectinophora gossypiella (pink bollworm)
Lineage: Eukaryota; Metazoa; Arthropoda; Insecta; Lepidoptera; Gelechiidae
Product: prolyl 4-hydroxylase subunit alpha-1-like
Exons: 9
Coding region: 1-1326 (441 amino acids)
Cellular component (GO): endoplasmic reticulum
Molecular function (GO): protein binding; procollagen-proline 4-dioxygenase activity
Source: RefSeq, a predicted model, not a curated record